This is a messenger RNA of Salvelinus fontinalis (brook trout), 6594 nucleotides long. Its product is annotated as lysosome membrane protein 2-like. Gene Ontology annotation, cellular component: cytoplasm; membrane; lysosome. Gene Ontology annotation, biological process: protein targeting to lysosome; receptor-mediated endocytosis. The record is from RefSeq and is a predicted model, not a curated record. NCBI's taxonomy places the organism in Eukaryota, Metazoa, Chordata, Actinopteri, Salmoniformes, Salmonidae. The coding region runs from base 415 to 1932 and encodes 505 amino acids. Gene Ontology annotation, molecular function: scavenger receptor activity. The transcript is spliced from 12 exons.
CCUUCACCACCCCGGACUGCAGCCGACCUCCUUUUGCUGUGAAAUAUCUUUUUCAUUAUUAACCAGAAAGCGGAUAGCUAAAGUUAGCUUAAUUCCCCUUUCUUGGACCGCCUAUAAACUAAGAAGAAUAAAGAAACGAUUACCGUUAUUAUUCAUUUGUCGACUAAAAAACGGUCGCUCCUGCAGAAUAGAAGUUCUGAUACAUUUUGCAGAAACCAUCGGAAAAACGGACCACAAAGAUCAGUCAACAAGGUCAACUUUGAAUAAGUUUCUUUGUUACUGUUUGCACAGUGAAGGGAACUUGCAGAUAAAAACACAGCAGGCUCAGUAGCCACGUUUCAACGGCAUCAUCCUCCGCUUCUUCUACGCAGUGGUCGAACUUUUACACACUGUUGUCUCGGUGUCACCUUUAUCAUGACGCGAAGAUCUUGUGCGAUAUAUGGAGUCGGGAUUGCCUGCGCCAGUCUACUGAUCAUCGGGAUUGGCUUGAUUGUGGCUCAAGUAUUUCAAACUUUAAUCCAUAACCGGUUAAAAAAGGAGAUAACUUUGACAGAGGGUAGUCGUGUGUUUGAGACAUGGAAAAACCCUCCUCCUCCCGUCUUCAUGCAAUACUUCUUCUUCAACGUCACCAACCCAGAUGCGUUCCUGGAUGGAGCCAAGCCUAUCGUCUCUCAGGUCGGCCCUUACACAUACAGGGAGUACAGGCCCAAGGAUAAUGUGACUUUUGUAGACAAUGGGACCAGAGUGUCUGCCUACCAACCCAAGACAUUUGUGUUCCUGCCAGAGCGCUCUGUAGGUGAUCCUGAUUAUGACAUGAUCACAACCAUCAAUAUCCCAGCUGUGGCGGUGAUGAACAAGGUGAAGGAUAGUUUCUGGAAGAGUUCGAUGGUAUCCGUCUGGAUGAACUCCCUGCGUGUGGGCAUUUUCAUGACGCGCUCUGUCAACGAGCUGCUGUGGGGCUUCAAGGACCCUCUGUUGUCCCGCAUCCAUCCCAUUAACCCAGAGAUCGAUGAGUACUUUGGCCUAAUGUACAAGAAAAAUGGAAGCAAUGAUGGUGAAUUUGUUUAUCAUACCGGGGAGGCGGACUUCAUGGACUACGGCAGGGUAGCCACGUUUAAAGGAGAAAGUAAACUGAGCCUGUGGACGUCUGAACAGAGUAAUAUGAUCAACGGUACGGACGGCAGUGCCUUCCACCCCCUGCUGUCCAAGACGGAGAGACUGUACAUCUUCAGUCCUGACCUGUGCAGGUCCAUCUUCAUGGAGUUUGAGAAAGAUGUGAAGGUGAAGGGGCUCCCAGCGUAUCGUUUCACCCCUCCUCGUGAUGUCCUGGCAAGCAAGGAAGAGAACCCAGCCAACGAAGGAUUCUGUGUCUCCCCCAAAGAGUGCCUGGGCACCGGCUUGCUCAAAGUCAGCGUAUGCCGAAAAGGUGCUCCAGUCGUGACGUCCUUUCCUCAUUUCUACCUGGGAGAUGAGAAGUACUCUAACGCCAUUGAAGGACUGGAUCCUGUCAGAGAGCAUCACCAGACCUACCUGGACCUGAACCCGACCACUGGUGUUCCUAUCCGUGCCAGUAAGAGAGCUCAGAUCAACAUCCUCAUCAACAGAAUCUCUGGCUUCCCGAAAACCAAAUCCCUGAACGAGACUAUCUUCCCUGUCAUGUUUAUCAAUGAGACGGUAGUGAUCGACGACGUGUCGGCGGCGAAGCUCCACAAGCUGUUGCUGACGGUGACGCUGGUGUCCAACUUCCCUCUCGUCCUGGUUGGUCUGGGGGCCAUCCUGCUGCUGGUGUUCAUCGGCCUCAUCGUCUGCGAAUUCAAACAGAAGAAGUCAACAAAGGAAGACACAUCUUAUUCCCCCGUGAGCAACAAGGAGGCUGACGAAAAAAAUGGCAGCAGCUACGUUGCCUUGACUCCCGUUACUGACAAGUCUUGAGGAGGGAAUGGGAAGGGUUUAUGGAGAGACAGAUGUAGGAUCUUAAUAUGAACCAGUUUGCUACAGCAGCAAAAUAAUCCUGCUGCAACAGGAAAUGUGAAUUAUGUGGAUUAUAAUUAAUGGACAUUUUUGUAGGGGUUUUAAAAGUCAAAAACACUGCAAGUUUGCAAUUCUCAGAAACAAAAGCGUGAUCAAAUUACGAUCCUACAUCUGUAUAUCAUAUAUAUCAGUGUGAGUUGCUGUUCAGGGUUGGAUCGUUGUAAAUCAUUGUGGCACUAGUUAGACUACUGUGAUAUGUCUCCGUUUUUUUGUUUUGUUACUUUGUUUAUUUGGAUCUGGUUCAACCCACAAAAUGGGGCUAAUCUUCCCAAAGUCCCUGGUAACCCACAAGGUGAGGCUAAUCUUCCCAAAGUCCCUGUUAACCCACAAGGUGAGGCUAAUCUUCCCAAAGUCCCUGUUAACUCACAAGGUGAGGCUAAUCUUCCCAAAGUCCCUGUUAACUCACAAGGUGAGGCUAAUCUUCCCAAAGUCCCUGUUAACCCACAAGGUGAGGCUAAUCUUCCCAAAGUCCCUGUUAACUCACAAGGUGAGGCUAAUCUUCCCAAAGUCCCUGUUAACUCACAAGGUGAGGCUAAUCUUCCCAAAGUCCCUGUUAACUCACAAGGUGAGGCUAAUCUUCCCAAAGUCCCUGUUAACUCACAAGGUGAGGCUAAUCUUCCCAAAGUCCCUGUUAACUCACAAGGUGAGGCUAAUCUUCCCAAAGUCCCUGUUAACUCACAAGGUGGGGCUAAUCUUCCGAAAAUCCCUGUUAACCCACAAGGUGGGGCUAAUCUUCCCAAAGUCCCUGUUAACCCACAAGGUGGGGCUAAUCUUCCCAAAGUCCCUGUUAACUCACAAGGUGGGGCUAAUCUUCCCAAAAUCCCUGUUAUCUCACAAGGUGGGGAUAAUCUUCCCAAAGUCCCUGUUAACUCACAAGGUGGGGCUAAUCUUCCCAAAGUCCCUGUUAACCCACAAGGUGGGGCUAAUCUUCCCAAAGUCCCUGUUAACUCACAAGGUGGGGCUAAUCUUCCCAAAAUCCCUGUUAACUCACAAGGUGGGGCUAAUCUUCCCAAAGUCCCUGUUAACUCACAAGGUGGGGCUAAUCUUCCCGAAGUCCCUGUUAACAUUUACAUUUUACAUUUAAGUCAUUUAGCAGACGCUCUUAUCCAGAGCGACUUACAAAUUGGUGCAUUCACCUUAUGACUUCCAGUGGAACAGCCACUUUACAACACUUUACAAUGUUAACUCACAAGGUGGGGCUAAUCUUCCCAAAAUCCCUGUUAACUCACAAGGUGGGGCUAAUCUUCCCAAAAUCCCUGUUAACUCACAAGGUGGGGCUAAUCUUCCCAAAAUCCCUGUUAACCCACAAGGUGGGGCUAAUCUUCCCAAAGUCCCUGUUAACUCACAAGGUGGGGCUAAUCUUCCCAAAGUCCCUGUUAACCCACAAGGUGGGGCUAACCAGCCCUAGGUGUGUGUCCUAAAGAUGUGCUCUAAAGAUGUGCCCUAAUAUGUGUCCUAAAGAUGUGUCCUAAAGAUAUGUCCUUAAGAUGUGUCCUAAAGAUGUGCUCUAAAGAUGUGCCCUAAUAUGUGUCCUAAAGAUAUGUCCUAAAGAUGUGUCCUAAAGAUGUGUCCUUAAGAUGUGUCCUAAAGAUGUUCCCCAAAGAUGUGUGUACAUUAUUCAGGUAUCAUUCCAUUCUCAGGGGCACUAUGCUAGAAACUAUGCACCUUGUGCAUCAUGAGAUGGCUUCAAAAGUGAUUAUUAUUAUAAAACCGUAAAGUGUCAAAGAAGGUCAAGGAAGUGGUGAGAUGCUCUACUGAGCAACGAAGGCUAAAUAUUUAAUGUAAUGAGUGUGUCUUCUUAAUGAAUUUGAAUUCAUAUUAAAACUAACAAAAAAUAUAUAUUUGUAACGUUAGCUAUAAUUGUUAAAUUUCUACGUAUUUUAUUUGUUCAUGCACUGUUUAAAUUUAGUUUCAAACUUGGUUGGUUGAAUAUGUUCAAAUCAGUGAACAAAAAAGCCAUCUGACUAUGUUUAUGUUAUUGAACAUAUCCACAAUACCAUCCAUACCUAAUUCAUGGAUCACCUUCACUUUCAACUUGCAUGUGGUGAUAUUUUGCACGUGAGCAUUUUUAAGUGUUACUUAUCUGAUAUUCCAAAUGUGACAUCUGCCUACAUUCCUUAGGUGAGACACCUGUGCCCAGUUGGUACAUUCAUUAGGUGAGACACCUGUGCCCAGUUGGUACAUUCAUUAGGUGAGACACCUGUGCCCAGUUGGUACAUUCAUUAGGUGAGACACCUGUGCCUAGUUGGUACAUUCAUUAGGUGAGACACCUGUGCCCAGUUGGUACAUUCAUUAGGUGAGACACCUGUGCCCAGUUGGUACAUUCAUUAGGUGAGACACCUGUGCCCAGUUGGUACAUUCAUUAGGUGAGACACCUGUGCCCAGUUGGUACAUUCCUUAGGUGAGACACCUGUGCCCAGUUGGUACAUUCAUUAGGUGAGACACCUGUGCCCAGUUGGUACAUUCAUUAGGUGAGACACCUGUGCCCAGUUGGUACAUUCAUUAGGUGAGUGUUGAUCUGUAUCGGGCAGAUCUAUUAUAAAAAAUACCACAUCAUUGGCUUAUUGCUGCCAUUGUGAACAAGCCAACAAACCUAUGGCACUCCGUAUACUGCGUAAAACAAGGACAGGAUUUUUUUGACUGAAUUGUUACUGAGGCUUUUUGACACGUCAGACAAUUCUCCUGUGCCCUGUAGUGCGGGGGGGCCUUCUUGUCUGAAACAAAAGAAUGAAGGCAAUGAAAAUGUGUAAUUUGAAGAUCAGAUCCCUUUAGAAUGUAUUUACGGAAUAGUGUUUUUGUUUUUACUAAUAGAAUAGAGUGCGUACUAAUGUGCAUUUCUGUUAUACAGGGAAGUCCAUACGUCGUAGUUUUUUUUUGGGUUGAUAUUUUUUGACAGAAAAAUGGACUGAAACUUUUAACUCACGUAUCAGGUUCUGGAUUAUCUAAAUGUAUUAUCAUCACUACAUUCUCUCUACAUUAUCUCUGCAUUACCAUAGCUGCUGAUGAAACCAUAACUUUACGUUUUGAUGCAAGGUUGUCAUCCUAAUGGCAAACAUGUUUUUGGGAUCAAAGAUAAACAUUUAUAUCAUAUACCAAACUACUGGAAUUGUAGACAUUUUGUAGUGAUGUUAAAAAGCCAAAUUGUGUGUUGCUUUCUAUUGUGAACCAUUAACAGGAGCACAUUAGCAGACUGUCUCUCGAGAAAAUGUAUUGAGAGAAAGGGCUCCGUGGAUAUCUACAUAUGUUUAUUUACUAUGGCAUCUCCUAUUGACAUUAUAUUCAUUUUUGUCAUGACUAUAAUAGCAUUUGUACAACUGCUUAACUGCUAUAGUCCUACGACGUAGUAAUGCUUUGUUAAAUUGUUGAAAUUGGAAAAUUCUACAGGAUUUGCGUGAAUGAUUAUUGUACCGUAAUGACUGUCUGAACAUAGCCUCCUGAGUGCCUGAGUGUGUUUGUGUUCUUGCACUGACAAGCAUGAUAGUACAAACAAACAUGGCAAUCGGGCUAGCAUGACACCUCAAUGUUGAAAUCAACGCAUCAGAUCACAAAUCAGUGCUCUGAGCUUAAUAACUAUCGAUGCGUUAUUUUGUAACCCAGCUGACUUGUAUUAAUACUACUCUCUUUUGUUUAUGAUAUGCCAAACAAAAGUAGGGGAACUUUUGCUUUCUUAAGAUUACUUGUUGUGAAUUUAUUAGAUACUGUUUGACUCGUCGCUCACUUGUUUAUGAGAUGCCAUGCACUUACGUACUCAGUAUUAGUUAUUCUUGUUGAAAAAUAGAAAAGCAGCAAUAGAAAUGUAUAAUUUGAAAAAUGAGUAAAUGUUAGCGUUUUCUUCUCUAUUAUAAGUCUAAUCAGUCAUUUCAUAUUUUGAUAUUAAUUUGUCUUUGGACUCUGUAUUUACUCUGUAGCAACCAUGUGCCUUGGUCUGUAAUGGAAUUACAGGACAUUGAAGGAAGAGGGCCUCGUUCACAGGAGGUUGGUGGCAUCUUAAUUGGGGAGAACGAGCUCGUGUUAAAGGCUGGAGCGGAAUCAGUGGAAUGAUAUCAAAUACGUCAAACACAUGGUUUCCAUGGUUUCCAUGGUGUUUGAUGUCAUUCCAUUUGCUCCGUUCCGGCCGUUAUUACGAGCCGUUGUCCCCUCAGCAGCCUCCGCUGGUUUAAUUUCACCCUCAGACCCCAUUGUGCAUUUUGUAAAACAGUCAUUAGAAACAGGACAAAAUUGGAAUACAACAACUAUGAGAAGAAUUGUAUAUUGUAAAUUAUGCACCAUAAAAUCAAAAGCAUUUUACAUGUACAGCCAUAGACAUCAGUGUACACACACAGCACUACUUGUUUUGUGCUUGAGCACCAUAGUAUUUUAAACCACUUUCCUCAGUCCCAAAGUCCUGUUUUCUGUAAAACGGCUAAAUGCUUUUCAUUGCAGCAGUCAAACAUAAUCCUUGCAUUUAUCAUAGUUAUCUUUAUUUUUGGAAUAUAGACUGCAAAAAAAGUUACUACAAUAUUUGUUUGUAAAAAAUAACAAUGUUAAACUUAUUUACAAUUAAAUAAAAGCAACCAUUUUUGA